CCGGGUCGGAAGGCCCCGCUGAUCCAUCAGCUGCGCCCGGCGGCCCCCCAAAAGGAGCGAUUGGAUGAGGCUCGGCUGGGACGGGUGAGGCUGGAUCGAGGCUGAAGGCUAACGCCCAUCGGGUUUUGCUGCAGGGUAAUGCCCGAGGUGCCCCAGAACAUGCAGGAGGAUAUACAGCGCUUGGAACUCGAAGCUCGCGACGCCGACCCCAGACGAGACGGUAGCGCGACAACGCAGAGCUACGAAGGCGGACAAUCCAAGUCCUUUAAACCCUUCCAGACCAGCGCAUUCGACUACGCAGCCAUGGACGCCCCUUCGUUCUCCCCGUUCCCCAAGGUCAAGGGCGAAAACAUCCCGCCCAGCGACGAAGAGAAGGAGCAGAUCCUAUGGCAGGCCCGCAAUCUGGUUCUCCACUCCAACAAUGUGUCGAUGCAGGUGACGUGGGCCCGCGACGCCCUCAUAUGGGUUGAGAUCGCCCAGGAUGCGCACGCCAGGGAAUGGAAAAAGGAGGGCAAGGGCAGAGAGAGGCCGCCGACGCCCAAGACGGAGCACGAAUUGCGCGUCGACGCUGUCAACAUUAUCGACUAUCUAGCGCAGCAGGACCAUCCUGAGGCAACCUUCAUGAAGGGGAAAUGGCUCGAGUUUGGCAAGUUUGGUUUCCGGGAAAAUAAGAGGGAGGCAUAUUCGCUCUACAAAAAGGCGGCCGAAAACGGCUUCGGACGGGCCGAGUACCGAAUGGGCAUGCUCUACGAGAACUCAAACGACAUCCCGAAUGCCAUCAAGCACUACAAGCUUGGUGUGGACCUCGGUGAUUCGGCGUCCAACUAUCGGCUGGGAAUGAUGCAUCUCAUGGGCCAGCACGGACAUCAGAGGGAUUUCCUGCUCGGGCUCGAAAUGAUUCAGCACGCUGCAGACACGGCCGACGAGGACGCCCCUCAAGGGGCCUACGUCUACGGCAUGCUCAUCGCACGAGAGCUUCCCGACAUCACCAUCCCCGAACGGAUACUUCCCUAUGAUGUCGCAGUUGCGCGCCAAUACAUUGAGAAGGCAGCGUACUUAUGCUUCGCCAAGGCACAGCUGAAAAUGGGCCAGGCCUACGAGCUCAGCCAGCUCGGGUGCGACUUCAACCCCGCAUACUCUCUCCAUUAUUAUGGCCUUGCCGCUCGCCAGGGCCAACCUGAAGCGGCGCUGGGCGUUAGUCGGUGGUUCCUCUUUGGUUACGAGGAUCUCUUUCCCAAGAACGAGCAGUUGGCGUUCAAAUACGCCCAAGAAGCUGCGCAGUCGGGACUGGCCACUGGCGAGUUUGCCAUGGGCUACUACCACGAAAUCGGCAUCCACGUCCAGAAGGACGUUAGAGAGGCACGGAAGUGGUACGAAUUGGCAGCCGAGCACGGAAACAAGGACGCACAGGACAGACUCGAAUCCCUUAGCCAGUCUAAGACUCUGACCAAGCAGGAUCACGAGACGACGACCCUCACACGUAUCAAGUCACAGCACGGAUCUCAGCGCGGCAAGCGGCCAGAGCGAUUUGCGCGGCAGAACGAUGUCCUGCCGACGCUGAGCGAAGGCGGAAUCGAUUUCCCCGACCCGUCGCCAAGGCCACCGGCCUUCACAAUGAAUAUCGAGCACAGUGACCUCACGGUUCGACCUAAAUCAGCCGCCCCGUAUCCCAUCGAUGACAACCCGCCGCCGCUCACCCUCAGGCCAAAGUCCACCGCGCCAUACCCCGAAGACGACAUGCGUGGCCCGCACCUGAAUCCCGCAGUACGCAGCUCCAUGGCUGCCGGCCCGCACGCGGAUCGUCCUGGAAGCGCCUUUGGCAUCCGUCCCCUGUCCCCCAGCAACGCAAUGCAAAACGCUGCCAGCCGCGGCCGCCCAGUGUCAAGUCAACCCGCACCAGGUGGCUGGGAACCGCAGGUGCCAUCGGGCUACAGGCAACCCAGCCCCGCGCGGACGGGCCAGUGGCAGCAGCAGCCGCCGCCGCCGCCGCACGACGCGCGAUAUGGUGGGCCGAAACCCGGUCCCGGCCCCGGCCCCGGCAUCACCCACGCCGGCACCAUGCCCGUGGGCGACCCCACCCGCGCCCGCCUGCAGAAACCAAACCCUAACUUCCAGCCUGCCCCACAGGGGCCACCCGGUCAGUACGCUUUGAGUGGCGCCCAGCCCGGCUACCCGGGAGGCAGUCCCAGCGGCCGUCCUGCGCCCGUACCCCGGCCAGUCAGCGAUUACGGUCACGGAGCCGGCGGGGGAGGCGGAGGAGGAGGAUAUGACAGGUACGGCGCUGUCCCGCCCGCCGCUGGCGCCAGGAUAGCCGCGCCUGCGGGGAGUGCUCCGAAUCUCAGACCGCCUGUUGGUGGUGGUGGUGGUGGUGGGCCAGGCCGGCCGCUCCCGCAUGUGGUUGACAGCGGCGGGCCGGGCCGGGCCAGCGCGCCGCCUGUGGCGCAGAAUGCCGCCCGGCCUAGUCCUGGGCCUGCACCGGGCCAGCAGCAGCAACGGCCCGGUGGUGGUAAUCCUGCGAGUCAUGGUGCUGGUGGUGGCGGUGGGAGACCGCCACCGUCGUCUGCGGAUCUGAAACAUCCCGAUGGGAAGACUAUGGGUCAGGGGCCGGCUACCUUCGAGGAGAUGGGGAUUCCGCAGGGGAAGACUGAUAGCGAUUGCGUUGUCAUGUGAGGCUCUCUAGCAAAGGCUAGCUCAUGCGAAGUUGCGAGGCAAAACCAAACGAUUUCCAUGGACCGGAGUCAAGGCAGGUUAGGUACCUUGGUGGACUCAGCCCGUUACACUGCACCUUCUACUACCAGCUUCUCUAGCCACCUGAGUGGAAAAAAACCACUAGGCGGUGUGCAGCACUCUAUGGGACUUGGCUUGCUCUUUCGGAGUACUACACGCCGUGCCUUCUACGAACCCUGCCUCCUCUCACCGGCCCAUCUCAGUUCUGCUCCGAAUCAUCUGGAGGCGUGGGGAGGAAUUCAAUGGGAUGGACAGAACGGGGUGGGGCACGAUAUGACGGAAUGGGCUGGAA
Canariomyces notabilis is the source of this 3019-nucleotide messenger RNA. Its product is annotated as HCP-like protein. The transcript has 4 exons. Gene Ontology annotation, molecular function: protein binding. The coding region runs from base 139 to 2670 and encodes 843 amino acids. The record is from RefSeq and is a predicted model, not a curated record. Lineage: Eukaryota; Fungi; Ascomycota; Sordariomycetes; Sordariales; Chaetomiaceae.